CACUUUGCGUGAGCACAUCACGUCGCUGCAAAACACUAAGGUUGCUGUCACUUGCAGUUUUGCUCCUCAAAACGCGAGAAGAAAAAUGUCCAAGGAAGAUGAUUACAAAGAGGACUUUGGCUAUGAUAAAAUGUCUACAUUGGAACAAGGAAAACAAGACAAUGCAAGUUACACCACCGAUGUUCAAUCCAGUGAUCUUCAGCUGAACAGAAAAUGUCAUACUUGUUUUCAUCAUAGGGGAUGGAUCUACAGUCUGAUGAUUGGGAGUUGUCUCCUGAUAAUUACUGGUUUCUCCGUUUAUCUGGGGAAUGUAUUUCCUGAUGAAAUGGACUACUUGCGUUGUGCAGCAGGUUCAUGUAUUCCUGCAGCAGUUGUCAGUUUUGCCACAGCUAAGAAAAGAGUUAAUGCAUUACCACACCUCCAGCUUCUCUUCAUCUCCACAUUCACUAUAACAACAACAUGCAUGAUUUGGUAUGGGUGCAAACUACUCCUCAAUCCAGCUGCAUUGAAUAUAAACUUUAACUUGCUUUUACUUGUACUUCUGGAAAUUCUCAUGGCAAGUAAAGUCAUCUUGUCAGCAAGAUCGGAUGCUAGGUGCUGUAAGAAAAAGAAAGUGUUGCCUUACAAUGAAACAAUCUUCUUUUGUCACAUAAAGUUUCCGUCUCGUACUUUGAAGUCCUAUUCGGUGGUUGAAGUGAUUGUGGCGAUUUGUGCAGUCUUUGGUGGAAUUAUUGCUCUAAAUAUGGGUGCCCUGGUCCCUGGGCCCUACCUCUCUGUGACAUUCUUCUGGAUUUUGGCUGCAUGUUUUCCUGGUGCUAUUGCAAGCCAUGUCGCAGCAGAAUACCCAUCCAAGUUCAUGAUCGAGGUCUUAAUUGCUAUCAGCAGCGUCACAACUCCAAUGCUGUUUACUGCGUCUGGCUAUCUAUCCUUCAGCAUUAUGAAGUUCAUUGACAUCUUUCGGCAGAGUUCAACAAAUUUGUUUCAGUCGUAUGAUAUUCUGGUUUUUGUUCUGAUGCUUCUGUUACUGGUUCAGUCCAGUCUCAUGCUUGCCACAUUUGUCCACUGUGUGAACUACAAGAUGCAGCUUAAAUAUUAUGAGUCAACGUGGAAUAUGUCAGACUUCCAAAAGGGGAGCUGCAAGACAGUUGAGGUUUCCAAAUCUGUCACAAAGGACUUUGACAAAGACAAGGCGUGGAAAGCAGUCAUGGUUCAAAUGGUGCAGUAAUAACAAGGUGGAUGUGCCUUCAAAUUUAUCUCACCAACAUUGACAUGUAAUGGCUUCUUCAUCCACGGGUGACUUCUGAACAUGACAUACCACCCAAUGUGAAAGCUUUAGGUAAACGUUGUAAAUAACGCCAUUUAUGUUAAUUUGAUUCGAAUUUCUAUACCAGACUGACAUUAACAAAUGAGUCUGUAUCUUUUAAAAUUAAUUUCACAUGAGUUAACUGAAAGAUAACAUUUUCUAUUGCUUUGAUGUACACAGUAGCUGAUUUUUAUAUAGGUUUAUUUUGUAUUGUGUACAGGAAUAACUGGGAAAAAGAUAUAAGCAAUGAUGAAGACUAAUUUUGUUUAUUGGUGGAAAAUAGAGCAAUAAAAAUUGACACAGAAAAUACAAAUCGGCAUUAUAAUAUUAAGUAAUAAUUGACAUGCCCAGUUGCUACAUUCCCACCUUUGUUUUGCAAAUUUGUAGUCUGUUUUAGUUAAAGAGUAAGUAUGGUAGUUAGGGAAGAAAUAAUAGUCUUAAAAAUAAAUUAUAAAGUGCUGAAAUGUGUAUCCAUGAGGAUUAGUUUGAGCUGUCAAACUAGAAUGCCGGGAAUCUCCGCAUCAUGUUCUGUAAGCAUACUUUGAGUAGCUUGGUUUCUUUUUUUUUUGUUUUUUGUUUUUUUUGUUUAUUUUAUUAGAAGUUAAUACAGCACAAAACAGUACAGUGGAACCUAAUUUUAGGUGCCAACUAUGUAAUACCGUAGUCCAUUCUAUGUACAACCUCUAGUUUUAUGUUAUGAGAAGGAAGUAAGCAAGACAAGAAAAAGAAAACAAUAGAAAGAGGAAAAAGUGGAAAAAUAGAUGGUAGAGAGUAGAAAAAUGUGAAGUGUGUAUAUAAAAAAGAAAAAAGGAAGAGAGGAAGUGGAAAGUAGAAAUAGAAGAGAAGGCCCCUUAAAAGAGAAUUUUUCAAAUCUACAGUAGCUUUGUUUCUGAUGGAUAUAAAACUUGUUAUAAGAAAAUAGAAGUAAGAGUGUUGCGGGAGAAUUCAAUCUUGAUAUGGCUGGAUGAGGUGUAAACAAAAAGCUUAUAUUUCAUGCACCACACAGCCUAGCUGUGACCCUCACCCUGCUCUCAACAGUAAUAUAGCAAGCAACGUUUUUGUAAAUUUCUUUGGGACAUGUACCCAUUAUGUACACAAUAUUCCUGAUGUGAUCUCACAUCAGGCCUUCUGUUCUUGUGGUAAAACUACUCUUUAAAUCCUCUUUUGAUAUAGGCCAAUGUACCUUUUUAAUUGCAUCCUAACUAUGAGUUAUCCAUUCCUUGCAAAACCAUCUCAUUCAAGAUCAUAGGAUGCAGGUGAUGAGGAUUUAGGGAUUUAUUGGCUUUCAGCUCCAUUCAUUUCUAUCUUUUUUUAAACUAAUAUUAAUUUAUUUCACUUCCCUAUUCUGGCUCCAACAUUCCCCACUGUUUUGGGGAGGUUUUCUAUCAUUUUGCAUGAACACAGCCAAGAUAUUUGUUUACUUUCUCUUUCAUUUCUUUAUUCCCUUAUAUAAUUUCUCCUAUCUAAGUCUGUAGGGCAUAUGCUAAUAAACUUUAUUCAUAUUUAUAGCAGUUUUAUGCUUAUUGGUCUUUAGCUCUUGUGUUCUAUUUUUCCUUAUCAAUUUCUUGGUCUUUUCCAAAAUUUGAGAAUUUCCCAAUUUUUAGGUUAGCUGAUUUUUCUUGGCAACAGUGUAGGACUUUCCUUCGAUCUAAUACUGUCAUCAACUUCCCUUGUUAACCAUUGAUCUGCCACUUUUAUUGAUUUGCAUUCAUCUAUUCCUGAACGAAAACUAAUGAUCUGUCACAGACAAAUUUAAGUAUUAUACAGACACACUGAAAACAACAGAAUUGUGGGAUACAGUGGUGCAAUUGUUAUCUGACAAGGACAUGGCAUCUGAAUGUGAAUAAUACUACAGAACUUUGACACAACAGUUCAGUCCCUGCCCUGUGUCUGGUGAUACUGGGCCUGUAUAAAAAUCACAUUGUGACAAAAUCUGGUGAGAGAUCAUGCGGUAAGGACUGCGAUAAGCUUGGUUUGUGGUCCCUAUUAUUAAUGAUGUCUGCAUAUUUCAUUCCUCAUCCAACAAUGAUUCAUCUACAAUUUCUGUGGUAUCCUCUAGCAUGAAGUUUUUUUUUUACCUGGUUGGGGAAUGAGGAUAGGGUGGGUAUGGUUGUGGGCGUUGGUAGCGGUAAAUAAUAUUUAUGCUUAUAUUGCUGCUCCAUUCAUGGAAACAUACUGGUAGGAGACAAAAAGCAGCUCCUAUGUUGUAAUUGUGCAGAAGUGUUGAUAACUACGAUGUAUAGCUCAAAUUUUAAUGACUUCAUUUUUCUUUGCUGUCCCUUAUGUUUCUGUUUCUGCAGUUUGAAAGUUGAUGAUACUUUAUUUUAGUUUGUUGGGUUAAUCUAAAUUGUUAUGUCUUUGCUUAAUGAUCAUAUUUAUCCUGUAAACUCUGAUAAUUUGAUGGUAUGGUCUAUUCAGGGUGACAAUAAAAACAAUUUGAUUAAACUCUUUCCUCAUC
Leucoraja erinaceus (little skate) is the source of this 3761-nucleotide messenger RNA. It is a transcript of the gene mlc1, whose product is annotated as modulator of VRAC current 1. Bases 86 to 1225 code for a protein of 379 amino acids. The record is from RefSeq and is a predicted model, not a curated record. Gene Ontology annotation, cellular component: plasma membrane; endoplasmic reticulum; cytoplasmic vesicle. Gene Ontology annotation, biological process: regulation of response to osmotic stress. The transcript has 12 exons. NCBI's taxonomy places the organism in Eukaryota, Metazoa, Chordata, Chondrichthyes, Rajiformes, Rajidae.